GGCCAAAGCCCUCUGAUAAGGAUCAUAAAGUGUGCGGAGACCAACACAAUCCCAGUCUACUUUGCGUACGUCGUAUAUCUAGAAUCUCUCUCUCCUCCCCUGUGCAACAUAAUACAGCCUUGAGAUCCUGCAGCGUCCUGUUUGUUCUGUCUUCUUCUUUGCCUUACCUACCUAGGUAGUACUCGCAUUCCCCUUCUCCCCUGGCCCCCCAAAAUACAGGAACAGAAAGAUUUGAUGCUCAGUGAUUUGUAUGUGAUUGUGGACAUUGAGAAAAAAGCCAACUUGUCAAGAAAGAGAGAAGAAACCGUAAACCAACACCAACAAGUGAGUUGAAUCAUUAAAGCUUGGGAACGGGAACGAUCCAGCAAUUGGUAGACCGAAAUCCUUUCACUCACACUUACACUUUUAUUACUUCACUACAAGGAACUUUUUUCAUUCGCUUGCUUUUUUCAGCUAGGCGAAUUUGGGGGAACCACAAAAUAUAUUGACACGACAAAACUUCCUCGAAUUCUUGAAGUGCUCAAGUUUUUGCGGUUCUCCGAAUCCAAGACAAACCCCCCAAAUUAUUUUAUUGAGUUAUUUUCAAUAGAUAAGCAAAGAUGGAUGUUGCCGUCUUGCGAGGUCGUAUUGCUUCGACACUUGAUCCAGAUGCUGAUACUCGUCGGCGCGCUGAACUGGACUUGAAAUCAGCAGAGGAACAUCCCGGAUUCACCGACGCUCUUCUUGACAUAUUACAAGCAGAACAAAAUCCUGCAGUUCGGUUAUCAACGGUUGUCUACCUUAAGAAUCGCGUUACGAGAGCAUGGCUACCGAGCGAGACCCAGCCCAAGCCGAUGGCCGACGAUGAGAAGGCUAGAUUCAGAGAUCGACUCCUCCCUUUCAUUGCCUCCUCCCCACCACAAAUUCGACAACAACUCGUCCCAGUCCUUCAAAAGAUUUUACAUUAUGAUUUCCCAGAUAGAUGGCCUUCCUUUAUAGAAAUGACUGUUCAAUUAUUGAACACAAACGAUGCGGCAUCAAUAUUCGCCGGUUUACAAUGUCUCCUCGCAAUCUGCCGGGUUUUCCGUUUCAAAUCGGGGGAGAAUCGCGCAGAUUUCGAUGCAAUUGUGGAGGCCACAUUCCCAAGGCUUUUGACAAUCGGACAGGGUCUGGUCAAUGAAAUGAGCGAAGAGGCAGGAGAAAUGCUUCACAUUGUUCUCAAGGCAUACAAACAUGCAACAUUUUUCGACUUAUCUGCCUCUUUGCGCGAACAUACAGUAGUAGUCGGCUGGUGCACAUUGUUCCUUCAAACAGUCGCAAAAGAUGUUCCAGCUACCGCUUUACCUGAGGAUGAAGCUGAGAGAGAGGCCAAUCAUUGGUGGAAGGCCAAGAAAUGGUCAUACUUCAAUUUGAACAGACUCUAUGUUCGUUAUGGCAACCCCACAUCUUUGUCGAAGGGCAACGGAGACGAUUAUGCCGCAUUCGCAAAAAGCUUCACAGCCAAUUUCGCACCCGAGAUUCUGAAAGGUUACCUUCAGCAGAUUGAGAAAUGGGUCGCAAAGACAACAUGGCUCAGCAGACCUUGUCUUUCAUAUACCUUGGUCUUCCUUGAUGAGUGUGUUCGACCAAAGCAAAUGUGGGCUCAUUUGAAACCACAUCUCGACAGCCUUGUCACCCAUUUCCUUUUCCCUGUUAUGUGUCUCUCGCCCGACGAUGUUGAGAAAUUCGAAACCGACCCAGAGGAAUAUUUACACCACAAAUUGAACUUUUACGAAGAGGUGUCAGCACCAGACAAUGCCGCAACCAACUUUUUGAUCACACUCACCAAAGUUCGCAGAAAGCAUACUUUCACCAUUCUUACAUUUGUUAACUCGAUUGUGAACGAAUACGAGGCCGCGGGAGAGGGACAGAAGAACCACAUUGCAAAGGAGGGAGCUUUGAGAAUGAUUGGAACUUUGUCCAGUGUUAUCCUAGGAAAAAAGAGUCCAAUUGCUGAACAAGUGGAGUAUUUCUUGGUUCGAUAUGUCUUCCCAGAUUUCAAGAGCUCCCAAGGAUUCUUGCGAGCCAGAGCUUGCGACACCGUUGAGAAGUUCGAACAACUCGAUUUCAAGGAUACUCAGAAUCUUCUUGUCAUAUACCGAAACAUCCUUGAGUGUAUGGCCGAUCCAGACCUUCCAGUUCGUGUUGAAGCCGCACUCGCAUUACAGCCUUUGAUUAGACAUGAUAUCAUUCGCACAAGCAUGCAAUCAAACAUCCCACAAAUUAUGCAACAGUUGUUAAAACUUGCCAACGAGGUUGACGUGGAUGCACUGUCAAACGUUAUGGAGGAUUUUGUUGAAGUAUUUGCGGCAGAAUUGACACCUUUCGCAGUGGCAUUAAGCGAACAGUUGCGGGAUACUUAUUUACGAAUUGUCAGAGAAUUAUUGGAGAAGAACGAAAAGAGAGAAGAUGAUGAGUAUGGCGAUUAUUUGGAUGACAAGAGUAUUACCGCACUCGGAGUUUUGCAAACAAUCGGCACUUUGAUUUUGACCUUGGAGAGUACUCCUGAUGUUCUUUUGCACAUGGAAUCCAUUUUGAUGCCAGUAAUCAAGGUCACGUUGGAGAACAAACUUUAUGAUCUUUACAAUGAAGUUUUCGAGAUUAUUGAUAGCUGUACUUUUGCUGCCAAAUCCAUCUCGCCAACCAUGUGGCAAGCAUUUGAACUCAUCCACUCGACUUUCAAGGCUGGCGCUGAACUUUAUCUCGAAGAUAUGCUUCCAGCUUUGGACAACUUUGUUCAAUAUGGCAGUGCUCAUCUCGUACAAUCACCACAAUAUUUGGACGCCUUCUUUGGCAUGGUUGCUGAUAUGUUUGCUGAUGAGAAGGUUGGAGGCGUUGACAAGAUUUGUGCAUGCAAGUUGGCCGAAGGCAUGAUGCUUAGUCUAAGAGGUCACAUUGAUCAAUACGUUUUGCAAUUUGUUGACAUGGCCAUGAGAACUCUCACAAACACAGAUGUCAAGGUCAAGUCAUACAAAAUUCAUCUCAUGGAAAUGGUUAUCAACGCAAUCUAUUACAACCCAGCUUUGACUUUACACAUCCUAGAGCAAAAACAGUGGACCAACAAGUUCUUCAGCUUGUGGUUCGCAAGCAUUGAUAGUUUUACCAGAGUACACGAUAAGAAACUUUCAAUCGCCGCCAUUGUUUCUUUACUCACCCUCAAUGCCGAUCAAGUUCCAGUCAGCGUUCAACAAGGCUGGCCUAGAUUGUUACAGGGUAUUGUCAGAUUAUUCCAAACUCUCCCCACGGCCACAAUGAACCGUGAGGAAGCUUUGAAAGAUGAUUUCCCAGGAGAUGGUGAGGGAUAUGAUGAUGAUGAGGAUGAUGAGUGGGCUGGUGAUGACAAUGCCUGGGGAGAGGAAGGUGAUGAGGGAGAUGAAGAAAACGACAUCAAGGAUGAAAGUAGCGCUUAUCUAGAGUUUUUGAGCGAAGAAGCUUCAAAAUUCAGUAAUCUUGAAGAUCAGGACUCGGAUGAUGAGCUCGGUGAAGAGAGUCUUCUUGAAACUCCUCUCGAUAAAGUGGAGCCAUACCAGCUAUUCAAGAAUGCCUUGAUGAAACUUCAGCAAGAACAACCUCAACUUUAUGAAUCACUUACUACAAAUCUCAACCCAUCCGAGCAAGAAAUAGUCCAAGGUGUUAUACAUCAAGCAGAUGUCAACGCAGCCGCGGCAAUCGCAUCAGCUCAAAUAGAGGCACAACUUGCGGCAGGAGUAGUCAAUGGAGGAGCUUGAAGAAGAAAAAGAUUAGAUUCGUCGUGAUAUCAUGUCGAAUAAUUGGAGUGGAUUAAAUGGUUGCUCAAGCGCACGUUGCAUUUGGUUGGCGUUUUUUUUUUGAUAUGAGAGAUAUGAAAUGAGGUUCCAGAUUUGGAUUUCAUGAUAUCCUUACAGGUACGAAAUGAUUAUGGAAGUUGCAUACCCUGGGAUUUUAAAAAUCAUUUGGUAUUGCGAGGAAUGGAAGUUGAUUAGGGUUGUGAGAUAGGGAUUUCAUCUGACUAGGUAUGAUAACGAUGAUGAUGAGAUGAAUCUUAUCGAUUGGAUGGAUAUCAGAUCGAAUUUAUAUGAGAUUCAGAAUGGUUAGGGUAGGUAUAGUACAUUAGAUUACUUUACAUCUUGAAGGACGACUUUAGUCAUUAGACGUUACGUUCCAAUACCAUAUUCGAGAAUAAAAUUUUGCUAUUAAAGAGGGA
This is a messenger RNA of Botrytis cinerea B05.10, 4201 nucleotides long. RefSeq lists its product as hypothetical. Gene Ontology annotation, biological process: protein import into nucleus. Gene Ontology annotation, cellular component: nuclear envelope; cytosol. NCBI's taxonomy places the organism in Eukaryota, Fungi, Ascomycota, Leotiomycetes, Helotiales, Sclerotiniaceae. Bases 600 to 3746 code for a protein of 1048 amino acids. Gene Ontology annotation, molecular function: small GTPase binding. The transcript has 8 exons. The record is from RefSeq and is a predicted model, not a curated record.